This is a messenger RNA of Mus musculus (house mouse), 2953 nucleotides long. RefSeq names its product mesenteric estrogen dependent adipogenesis (gene Medag). The transcript has 5 exons. Gene Ontology annotation, cellular component: cytoplasm. Bases 230 to 1141 code for a protein of 303 amino acids. NCBI's taxonomy places the organism in Eukaryota, Metazoa, Chordata, Mammalia, Rodentia, Muridae. The record is from RefSeq and is marked validated.
GAGGGGCGUGCCUGGUGCCUGAUAAAAGGGGCUGCGCAGCGCGGGGACCGCUUUCUCAGUGUCCUGCCUGCAGCGCUCCACAAGGGUGGGCAACCUUCAAGGUGACAAGAGGGCUCCUGAGCUACUUACUACUUGCACGCAGCCCAAGGUAGCUCGGGACAGACCACAGAUUUACUCCUCCCACUUAGCGACCCUCAGGGUAGGAAGGGGACAGAGCCACAGCCUGAGUAUGGCCACUGCAGCGUGCGAGCCUGUGGCCAGACCCAGCCUGACCUCCAUUUCAUCCGGGGAGCUGCGCAGUCUGUGGACGUGCGACUGCGAGCUGGCCCUGCUGCCCCUGUCGCAGCUGCUCCGCCUACAGCCUGGUGCCUUCCAACUGCGCGGUGAGCAGCUCCUGGUGCCCGGGCCCGGGGAACCCGCGGCCGCACGUGGGGGCUUCAACGUCUUCGGGGACGGCCUUGUGCGCCUAGAAGGGCAGCUCUAUCGCCUCAGCAGCUACAUCAAGAGAUAUGUGGAACUGACCAACUACUGUGAUUAUAAAGACUACAGGGAAACGAUACUGAGCAAACCUAUGGUAUUCUUUAUUAACGUGCAGACCAAGAAGGACAUUUCAAAAGAAAGGACCUAUGCGUUUCUUGUGAACACAAGGCACCCCAAGAUAAGAAGACAGAUAGAGCAAGGGAUGGACAUGGUCAUUUCCUCAGUGAUUGGAGAAAGCUAUAGACUUCAGUUUGAUUUCCAGGAAGUAGUGAAGAAUUUCUUCCCUCCAGGAACGAUUGUGCUGAAUGGAGAGAAUUUGAGCUUCACCUACGAAUUCAAGGCAGAUGCCCUGUUUGAUUUCUUCUACUGGUUUGGGCUCAGCAAUUCCACCGUAAAAGUGCACGGAAAGGUUCUGAACUUGACAAGUACGAACCCAGAAAAGAAAGAAACAAUCAAGUUAUUUCUGGAAAAAAUGAGUGAACCUCUAAUACGAAGGAGUAGUUUCUCUGAUCGGAAAUUUAGCGUCACAUCUAGAGGUUCAAUAGAUGACGUUUUCAACUGCAAUCUGUCACCCAGAUCAUCGGUUACAGAACCACUUUUGGCAGAAUUCUCAUUUCCAAGUCUUCUGGAAUGUGAAGAGACAUCCAGCCAACUUAUCUGAUUGGUCUGAACAUUCAAGCUGUCGCCCUUUGGGGGUCUGUGGCACACAGUGGGUUAAAGGGGUAAAAGAAGGCAGGGAGUGGACAUUUCUAUCCCUUUGCCAGCCUCUGGCCCUCCAAGGUUCUAUAGAGGACCCCCUUUCCCAUCCCUAGGCACUGGCAGGCCCAGUGGCUUCCGUCAAGGUUAUGAUUAUGGGAUGGAAGGAUUUUGUCUCUGUGGCAUAGGGUGUCAUUGACAUUGAACACUUCUCUGAGGAAUUUUCAGGGGUAACCAAGCACCCAUGAACUUUGCUUAGUACCCUGGCACUCUGAAGACCCUCCUGGCAACCUCUGUGGGAGGCAUCUGACUGGGAUGCUAACCUGUGAUGUAUCCUGGAUCACAGAAUGGCCCUCUGCAGCCAGCAGCCCCAGCAAGCCUUGGGGCUAAACUCUUCUCUUGCAAAUAUGUCAGGUAAAGCCAGUACUGAUAUUUCCCUGGGAAACAAAUCUGAUGUCCAACCUGCCACUGGAAUGAACAUUCAAGAUACUGGCUGCUGAAGGAUCUCUGCAGGCCACCAGGAUGAGCCCUCCCUGAAAUGUAAAGCCAGGUGGGGUGCCAAUCAACCAGUGACAAGGGAGGGUCCUCCUCCCUACAGGUACACCGUAGUAGUUGGUGUUUGAAAUACACUUUAACAAUCUUAAUAUGAGAAAAAGAGCCCAGGGAAACUAAGCCAUUACCAUGGUACACUGGACAUCAGGGCGCUUUCUGCCCCACAGCUCCAGUGGGAUUCACUGAAAGGGGAAAAAAAUGAUCCAAUCCACAUAUAAAAGUUUGCGUGAGUGGCCGGGCCUGGUGCCUGUAAUUCUAGCACUCGGGAGGUGGAGGAAGUAGAAUGAGGAGUUCAAGACCACCCUUGGCUACAUCAGGAGUUCAAGGCCAACUUGCUCUGUUACUACAGGAGACUGUCUAAUAAAAACAAACCUGCAUCAUUGCACAUGUAAAUUUGCACCUAUACUCAUAAGAAGGCAGAUUUAUGGGCCCCUAGUGGCAUCUUUUCUGUCCUUCUAAAAACAUAUUCCCACACUACAUAUUUUGAUAGCAAGGUUGAUGGCCAGCCAUUUGUAUCUGAGAUGCUACCUAGUACAUAUGCACAAUUAAAAGUUUUCUUAGCGUUCAACUUGUAAUGGAUUUAAUUUGUGGCUAAAAAAAGGUACAGGGUAGCCCCUUGAGGUCUGUGGGUGGUGUGGUUGCUCUGUGGAACACUAAGAAUGGGAGGGUUGUGGCUUUAACAGCUGCUACCUCAAGAAGGGACUUAGAGAGAGAAGCCAUAGAGUAUUUGGAGAAAGAAAAUGAAGGUUGAGAAGGAGAAAAGAAAGUGUCACUUCGUCAUAGGAGGAUAAAUAUGUUAUUAAAUUCAGUAAAAAGGAAAAUAAUAAAUUCUAACCGGUUCUCCAAUCAGCAGAAAUAAACCUUGGGUACACAGCAAGAAUUAAACUCUUCCCAAAGGAAAUAAAAACUAUUCAUAACAUUGACAAUUUUCUUUUGAAACUGAACUGAGAAAAUAGUCAGUAAUCACCCCAGGAAAUGGACUGAAGAUCUGGGAAGUUAAUUUCAUCAUUAAGAUGUCUUAGUUGGGCUGGAGAGAUGGCUCAGCAGUUAUUAGCAUUGACUGCUCUUCCAGAGGUCCUGAGUCCAAUUCUCAGCAACCACAUGGUGGCUCACAAUCAUCUGUAAUGGGAAUCCGAUGCCCUCUUCUGGUGUGUCUGAAGACAGCUACAGUGUAUUCACAUACAUUAAAUAAAUAAAUAAAUCUUAAAAAAAAAAAAGUCCUACU